This is a messenger RNA of Oncorhynchus keta (chum salmon), 405 nucleotides long. Its product is annotated as putative N-acetylated-alpha-linked acidic dipeptidase. The record is from RefSeq and is a predicted model, not a curated record. Gene Ontology annotation, molecular function: carboxypeptidase activity. The transcript is spliced from 3 exons. The annotation marks the transcript as partial. NCBI's taxonomy places the organism in Eukaryota, Metazoa, Chordata, Actinopteri, Salmoniformes, Salmonidae.
UCCUCUCUGUCUCUGUUUCUGUCUCCUCUCUGUCUCUGUUUCCUCACUGUCUCUGUCUCCUCUCUGUCUCUGUUUCUGUCUCCUCUCUGUCUCUGACUCCUCUCUGUGGUUCUCAGGAAGGUGCGUAUGAACAUCCACACCAACAACCAGGUGACCCGGAUAUACAACGUCAUCGGGAGGUUACGAGGGGCCGUGGAGCCAGACCGCUAUGUGAUCCUUGGGGGCCACCGGGAUGCCUGGGUGUUCGGGGGGAUCGACCCGGUAACGGGAGCUGCCGUGGUGCACGAGAGUGUAAGGAGCGCCGGGAAACUGCUCAGAAAAGGCUGGAGGCCCAGGAGGUCCAUAGUAUUUGCCAGUUGGGAUGCAGAAGAGUUUGGACUGCUGGGAUCAACAGAGUGGGCUGAG